Messenger RNA from Cyanidioschyzon merolae strain 10D, 414 nucleotides. RefSeq names its product similar to ethylene-responsive transcription coactivator. The coding region runs from base 1 to 414 and encodes 137 amino acids. The transcript has a single exon. The record is from RefSeq and is a predicted model, not a curated record. Gene Ontology annotation, molecular function: DNA binding. NCBI's taxonomy places the organism in Eukaryota, Rhodophyta, Bangiophyceae, Cyanidiales, Cyanidiaceae. Gene Ontology annotation, cellular component: nucleus.
AUGGAAACUCAGGACUGGAAGGAAGUGGUGAUAAACCCCCGAGCCAAGAGAAACCAGGUGUCCUCCCAGAGCUUGACGGGACCUAUUACAGGCGCUGCAGCUGAGAAGAAGUUUGGAGCCGGAAGCAAUAAGAAGAACCUCGUUCCGAACGCAAAACGUUUAGACGAGGCGCACGAACCUGAACGUCUGCAGAGUGUGCCUUUAAGUCUUGCUAAGCGGAUUCAACAGGCACGGCAGCAGAAGGGCUGGACGCAGACCCAGCUUGCCCAGGCCAUUGGAGAACGCGCCAGAGUAGUGAACGACUACGAGCGCGCAGCGGUUCCACCAAACCCCGUUAUCAUCAACAAGAUGGAGAAAGCGCUAGGCGUGCGUCUACGAGGACAAGGCUCGACACCUGCGCCAUCAGCCAAGUGA